This is a messenger RNA of Penaeus chinensis, 4690 nucleotides long. RefSeq names its product Golgi resident protein GCP60-like. The record is from RefSeq and is a predicted model, not a curated record. NCBI's taxonomy places the organism in Eukaryota, Metazoa, Arthropoda, Malacostraca, Decapoda, Penaeidae. The transcript has 10 exons. Gene Ontology annotation, molecular function: fatty-acyl-CoA binding. Gene Ontology annotation, cellular component: Golgi membrane. Bases 8 to 1429 code for a protein of 473 amino acids.
UGUAAACAUGGCGAGCGGGGCGGACGUCACCCAAAAAAUUUCUGAGGCGGAGGGCGAAUUAGAGGGACUUUCUCUCUCCAAGGAAGAGCCGAAGGAUGACCAAAUCAACGAGAAUGACCGCAAGGUGGAAGGCCUUCAGAAUGGGGUGGAAGUGCACUGGGGAUUCGGCUUGCAAGACUUGUACCGGAUCGCUCUCAAAUUUUAUAAAGACAAAGAAGGAAAAGCUGUACAUCUUGGGUAUGCUGAGAAGUGUUCCUUAGUUGCUCUGACGCAGCAGGUGACACAUGGCCCACAUGAUCCCGUUUCAUCGCCACCAGUUGGUGUGCUGGAUGUUGUUGGAAAAGAUAGAAGGCUAGCAUGGCAGACACUGGGGUCAAUGAGCCGAGAGGUUGCCAUGGAGCAGUUUGUAAACAAGCUGACUGAUCUUGUUCCAACCUUCCGUCCCUACGUUGAAGCACUCUGGGCAGACAAAUUGGAGAAGGAGAGAUUAGCGAGAGAAGAAGAAGAAAGAAGGAAGGAGGAGGAAGAGAAGAGAAAGCUUGAGGAAGAAGAGAGGAGAAAGGAGGAAGAGGAGAGGAAAAAGCAGGAAGAAACUAAGCGACAGAUCCAAGAAGCUCUGAACCAACAGACCUAUGAGCAGUUCCGCUCAUAUGCUGAGCAGCAGUUUCCUGGCAACCCAGAACAGCAAGCAGUGUUGAUAAGACAGCUUCAGGAUCAGCACUAUCAGCAGUAUAUGCAACAAGUUUAUCAACAACAGCUCCUCCUUCAACAGCAACAACAAGAACAGCCACAAACAGAAGAUGGAAAUUAUCAAGUUGGUGGUGAGAGUCAGACAGAGGGCGGUGAGGAAAGUCCAGCACCUGAAGAAAAUGGACAUGACUCUGAUGGUGGUGAAGAAGAUUCCGAAGAUGAAGAAACCUCCCAGAAUGUCUCACCAGCCUCUAUGUGGACAAGACGAGAUAUUCAGGAUUUUAAAGAAUCCAUUCGACGAGAGGGCGGAGAUUCUGUUAUUAAGGUUGGGCAUGGAGAGACUGUAACGGUCCGAGUUCCUACCCAUGAAGAUGGAACAUGCUUGUUUUGGGAGUUUGCCACUGAUAACUAUGAUAUUGGCUUUGGCGUCUACUUUGAGUGGACAAAAGAUACAAGUAAUGUCGUGUCUGUUCACAUCUCAGAGAGUGAAGAGGAAGAGGAAGAGGAAGAAGCCGAAGGUGAGGGUGAUGAUGUUGAGAGGUUAGCUGGCCGCAAGCACGAGAAUGGCCGACCAGCCCAAUCAGUAAUAAUCCCUGUGUACCGACGAGACUGCCAUGAGGAGGUGUAUGCUGGAUCUCAUGCCUAUCCUGGCACUGGUGUUUAUUUACUCAAGUUUGAUAAUUCCUACUCCCUGUGGCGGAGUAAAACCUUGUAUUACCGUGUUUAUUACACAAGAUGAAAAAGGAAUCGGGCAUCCACAGACCUGGUCCUUGUUUCCUCGCUUGUAAUUCCUAUAAGGGGGCUAGGGUCAGGCUUAUUAUAUAUGGUUGGAAGAUGUUACUGUAAAUUUUAUUUAUCCGAAGAUUAUGUAUAUUGAGCAACUGAUAUUUUUUAGAAAAAUUGUAGGCAAUGACCUCAAAAGAAAAAGAAAACAUAAAUUUAGGGGAAAAUUAUAGAUAUUUCUGCAGCAAAUUUUAAAUACAAUAGUUUCAAUGGUUUGACAGAUAAUGUGUGCAUAUUCAAUUACUUAAGCUAAUGUAAGAUGCUAUAUUGAUAUACAGAGAAAGGUUAUUGAAUCGUGUCUGGAUAUUGUAUAUGUAAGUCAUCAGAUAAGCUCUGAUCCAUUCCUGAAGGUAAGAAGUAUUUAGCUCGAGAAAUUAUUCUUUGAAACUGUAAAAGAUAGUUUUUCUUAUAUGGAUAAAAUUAUUUAUUUGUCAGGAUGAUUAUCUGUGUAGAGUAUAUGAAUAUAAAUUAUAUCAAAUUAACCAUAAUUUUCUUGACCAAGUAUCAAGUAUUUGUGUCUUAUUGCAACAUAAUUUUCCGCUUUUCCUCAUGCUCUUUGCUUCUCCUUUUUCCCACUUCAUCCUUGCUUUUCCUUCUUUUCCUUCCUUUUUGUAUUUCACUACUCGCCUCUCUUGUCUCUUGUAUCUCGUCUCUUGUCUCUCAUUUCUCUUCUUUCUAUUCUCCUCGCUCCCUUCACAUGGACAUGCAUACAAACACAAACAUGGACAUAAACACAAAAACACAUAUACAUAAACACGUUUGAAUGCAUGCAGUUAUGCACAUACGUUUUAUUGUAAAUAUAAAAAAAAAAAGAAAAAAUGGUAAAUCCUUAUUGCUUUGUUGUAGAUUCUAAUUCAUCAUAUUUUAUUUGUAGUUUUGAGUAUUAUGUUUUUAAUAUUGUUGCAGAAGUUCUGAUAAUUUGACUAGUUGGGUAUUUAAGGAUACAGUAAAAUAGAAUAAUUAUUUUUUUUAAUUUGGCAUUUUUUACAUUCUGUGUCUGUUGAUACUGUGUUAGAUGGCUAUUUCUGGAAACUCGUGUCCAUUCCUCCUUUUUUACAAAAUUACAGGGAUUUGGCAGCUUGAACGCACAAAUGAUAAUGGUAAUAAUAGAGCAGAAAGAAAAGGAAAUUUACACAAAUGUAUUUUGUUAUUAUUAUUACCUUUAGUUAUGACUAUUCACAGAUUAAACAUUUUCAAAAGUAAAAAUAUAAAUCAGAUAUGUAAGAAGCAGGCUUCUUGUACAGUUUAUGGAGUAUGUUUUUUUUUUUUUUUUGAAAGUGAAGUAAUGGCACAUUUGUGGCAGACAGGGCACACCAUUCAUUGAUAUUUUUUAUGUUUGUGAUAGUGGAAUGAGAGGAAUUAAAGUUGCGAUAUGUUUGUUUGGGGCCUAGAUUUUUCUAUUCGCUUUUCCAUUCGCUGUUAUUAAAACACUGUAUUUCAUUUGUGAAUAGUGUUUGUUCCUUUGUUAACCUUGAGUUAAGAAAUUAGCUCAAAAUUAUUAUUAUGCAUAAGUUAUCUAUCAGUCUAUCAAGUACAGUCAUCAAACUCAAUGUUUUAUUAAAUGUAAUGAAGAUAUGCAAGGAAUAACCCCUUGUAUCAGUCUUAAAUGUUCCACCAAUCUGGUUUUUUUUUAGAAUUGCAAACCUUUAUAUUUGCUCACAUAUUAAUUUCAUUAACUUGCAUACUCACAAGCCUCGUACUAAAUUUAGUGCAAUAAACUAGGAUAUAAACUCAAUAAAGUUUGUACAAAGAUGAAAGUAACAAUAAAUUGUAACAUUUUAAAUUGAACUUGACGCCACAUGAGGUGAUCAAACCAACGCUGAUCAUCCAAUUUGGGUUUGGGAUCCUGUUGAGGAGUCUAUUGGAACUCAAGGCUUCAUACAUUUUGCUUUUUUUAUUGUCGCAGUCUUUCAUUUGAACACGAUAGGUUUCCUAAGUAUUUAUUUAUUUGAAUAUCAUAUUGACUCAAAUAGAAAAUUAAGAAAAAAUGCAUUUGAUGGAUUAUACAGGGAAUGGCCUGAAAAAAAAGAAGAAUCCUCAGCUGCACUUUGUUGUUUAUUUGCACUUCAGGUUCCAGAGAGAUCAAUGACCUAAAACACUAAAAGAACAAAAAUCAACUUUUUUCCCACUGUUCCCUGUAGAUUGCACAAAUGAAAGGCAAGUGCUUCCAAGAAAGAGUGUCAUUACAGUAUUAACAAAAUGCUCCCUGUAAUUUGUGAAUUCCUAGAAGUGCCAGAUAACUGUAUCCAGUUUUGAUUUGUGUUGAGUGCAGAUGUUGCAAGUAGAUGAAAAUACAGGAAGAAUCUGUAAGUAGAAAUUGUUUGUUGUAUUGCUUUUAUAUUGAGUUAAAAGACAUCUUUAUGGAGGAUAUACUAAAGUGAUAUGAAAUACACAAAAAAGAUAGUAAUACUAAAUUUCAUAUUUUAAUUAUUUGAAUCAUUGUGGAUCUUAUUUUAUAAUUUUGUCUGAAAAUGCUUCAUAUCACUAUAUCCUUGGUGCUCAUGGUUGGUAUGCACAGUGUGGCAGCAUUGUUAGGGAAAAUACCCAUACUAAGUCAAAAAUACAAUAAGGUCAGUAAACAGAGUGCAACAGCUUUAGCAGUGUUUUAACUGGGUGUGAUUAUGGAUGGCAUUAUUGCUUUAGGUUUUGUGUUAUGUUGUGUAAAAUCUCACAUUGCGAAUGAUUCUCAAAAGUAAUAUUUUUGAUCUGAUGCAUUUUGUUGUAUAAAAAAUUAUGCAUUUACACCAAUGUUUGCAGCCUGCACAUCCUCUUUGAUUUAGUUUGAGUGUGUGUUGAUAUUUGUACAAGAUAUUAGUUGGUAUGCUACAUUACUCAUGUCAAGAGUUCAUCAUGAAGACUCAUUGAUCUGAUGAGGAAGAAUAAACUGCAUUUGUUCUUGUGACUUGCUAAACAUUGUUUUAUUUCAGUUCAUCUCUUCUGUGUGUGUAAUAGCUUUUGUGGCUUGAUAAUUUUGUGUGUAAACUUUCACUAGCAGAGAAAUGUAAUAAGCUAUUUUUUUUAAAAAGAAAUAGCAAAAGAGCAUUCCGUGUCUUUGGCCUAUAUUCUUCAUCAGUUAAUUGAUAGUUUAAAGUGUACAGUAUAUCACUGACUUUACAUUAUGUGUCAAGGCAAUGGACAGACCACAUUUUGGUGUAGACGAUGGAUGAUGUAGAUGGAGAGCUUUAUAUUCAUACUGAAUAAAUAUUCGGACUUGUAA